Messenger RNA from Oryza brachyantha (malo sina), 2839 nucleotides. RefSeq names its product serine/threonine-protein kinase MPS1. Gene Ontology annotation, cellular component: spindle; nucleus; kinetochore. NCBI's taxonomy places the organism in Eukaryota, Viridiplantae, Streptophyta, Magnoliopsida, Poales, Poaceae. The transcript is spliced from 6 exons. The record is from RefSeq and is a predicted model, not a curated record. Gene Ontology annotation, biological process: chromosome segregation; mitotic spindle assembly checkpoint signaling; protein localization to kinetochore. The coding region runs from base 1 to 2304 and encodes 767 amino acids. Gene Ontology annotation, molecular function: protein serine/threonine/tyrosine kinase activity; ATP binding; protein serine/threonine kinase activity.
AUGGAGAGGAGGGAUAACUUCCUUCAGCCCCCUGCCGCCGCCGCCGGGAAGAGCCUCCCGGUCCCCGCCGCAGGGGACGCGACCGGCAACCUGACCUCGUCGUCGAGCUCCACCUCCUCCCUCACGCUGUCCCCUCCGGACUUCCUGCGUCAGGUUCAUGCCGCGUUCAAGCGGCAUAGGCCUGUCGGUUCAAUGCAGUCCAAUCAACCGCGAGCAACUCGAGUCCUGGUAUCCCGAGCUGAGGUGCCAAGUAAAGCUGGUGCCAACCCUCCUGCGGCACAGAAUCCGGAAGGUAAGAUUAUGCAGCAGAGGAGAGGCUUGCUGGGGGCUUCCAGGUUACGAAAUGCAGCUCCUGAUCAGAUUAAAGCUGUUUCUGAUGGAUUGGUGGCCUCAAGUCAAGAUGAAUUGUUGUUGACUAUGCCUUCAACAUUGGGAACUAUCACAGAUACCCGUGAUCAGAAUGGUGGUCACCAGCAGAAAAGUGACGCCGAUCUAUUGGUGGAUAGGAAGAGGUCAUCAAUGGAAGUUUCUUCCUCCCAGAUGGCAUCCACAAAUGCAUUGGUAGGGGAAGAUUUAAAAAAGAACCUGUUCUAUCUGGCUAGCGAUUCACAGUUAACUUCUCAGAGUGAUAAUGUAGGAGUAACUGCUGGUAGUAGAAUGGACAGUAUGUUGUCUUAUCUGCAUUCUGUUUCAUUGACAGCAGGAGAUAAUUUUCCUGACGCUCAAGUAGCAGAUAAGCAAGGCAGGAGCCACAAGGAGAUUGGGAUUGCUAGUGCAGCAGUUGAGAUGGAUAUCAAGUAUGAUGCCGCUAACCUGUCUCGAAGGAUUGAUGAGGCUUGUGAUCAGAAUCAUGGAGAGCCGUUGACUCGCUGCUCUGCCAUGGGUUCAUCAGUUACAGCCGUAUCUUUAUAUUCAGGAUCUACUAUUCAAAGUAAACAUGCUGUUCAGAUAGAUCAAUAUGCUUCACCAGCUCAGAUGCCAGAAUGUGGCAUAGAAUCAUCUGGUGUACCAGGUCAUGGUUCUCAAAAAUUGCAUGGAGUUGCAAUGAAUCAAACUAAUUGCAAUACCAACAAUCAGCAGGUUGAUAGUCUGGCCAAUGGUGGAAUGGACAAACCUGUUUCUGGUGAUAAAGUUUGUUUGCCAUCCCAAGGGUUAUCUGGGAAUGAUCAAUCUUUGUCUACCAAGGAUGAUGGUGCUCCCAGACGAGGCAAGGUUGAAAAGGAGCGUCGCAAAAAGAAUUAUGAUCCUGAUGUAUUCUUUAAAGUGAAUGGAAAACUUUAUCAGAAGCUCGGUAAAAUAGGGUCUGGAGGAAGCAGUGAAGUCCACAAAGUUAUAUCAGCUGAGUGUACAAUAUAUGCCCUGAAAAAAAUAAAACUUAAAGGUCGUGAUUACCCUACUGCUUAUGGCUUUUGCCAAGAAAUUGAGUACCUAAACAAGUUGAAAGGAAAGAGCAAUAUCAUACAGUUGAUUGAUUAUGAGGUCACUGAUAAAAGUUUGCUUCAAGAUGGUUCUCUGUCACCCAGAGAUGGGAGAAUUAAGGAUGAUCAUUACAUUUAUAUGGUCCUUGAGUAUGGUGAAAUUGAUUUAGCUCAUAUGGUUGCUCAGGAGUGGAAGGAGAGGAGCACCUCAAAUAUGAAAAUAGAUGAAAAUUGGCUACGUUUUUAUUGGCAGCAAAUGCUUAAGGCUGUCAAUACAAUACAUGAGGAACGGAUAGUGCACUCCGAUUUGAAGCCUGCGAAUUUUUUACUUGUGAGGGGUGCACUGAAACUUAUUGACUUUGGCAUUGCUAAAGCAAUAAUGAAUGAUACAACAAACAUUCAACGUGAUUCUCAGAUUGGAACACUAAACUACAUGUCACCUGAAGCAUUCAUGUGCAAUGAGCAGGACUCGGGUGGUAAUAUUAUCAAGUGUGGCCGUCCAUCUGACAUUUGGUCUCUUGGUUGUAUUCUUUACCAGAUGGUGUAUGGUAAGACACCCUUUGCUGAUUAUAAGAAUUUCUGGGCCAAAUUUAAAGUUGUCACUGAUAGGAACCACAAGAUUAAGUAUGAACCAGUAGAUAACCCAUGGCUUAUUGAUUUAAUGCAACGAUGCCUUGCAUGGGACCGAAAUGAUCGAUGGAGAAUACCUCAAUUGCUUGAGCACCCAUUUCUUGUUCCUUUGGUGCCAAGGGAUUUCCCUUCCAUUGACCAAGAUCCAUGUAGGUCUCUGAUGGAGAGGGUUAGAGUUCACUGGGCCAAUCCCAAGCUUCAUAAAUUUAUUGAAGAGCUAGAGAAGGAUGAAAGCUAUCCAACCACCCAAAUGUAAGAUAGCUUUACAUUGAUAGAAUGAUAGAAUGUGGAUGUGCGAUGCAUAUCUCCAGUUCUGCUAUCAGCGUCUUACUGAUACACAGGAAGGGAAAAGGCUGACUAUAGCUAACGUUACAUCUUAUCAUGAUUGUGGAAAUUGUCUACUAGAGGAUUCAUAUAUAUUUGGUUAUUAGGAAGCUUGCUACUUUGUGGCUCGUAUUCGGUUUCCAUGACAUGACGCCGAGACCAUCAGGAGCUGUGGCAUAUUUGUAUCACGCGAGAUUUUCUUCAGAUGAUGUAUUGCUGUUAAUGCUGGAACUAGGAGGCAGGCAGAACCUUAGUAGCACAAGUGCUUUAGUCUGUAUCGCAUGUUCGUUUGAAUUUAUUGUUGUGAUCUGUAAAUAGUACCUGCAUGAGUAGGAAUCGGAGGGAGCAUUUUUUUUGUGGUGCCAUUGGCAUUGUACGCUCCCUGCCAUCAGGAAGUUGAUGCAAUUGUUCGUCAGACUUGGUGUAUGUUCAGCAGGGCAAGCUUUGCCAAUCAUAUAUGACUCCGU